AUGUCAUCUACUCCUGUAGAAGAACCAAAAAAAGAAGAACAAGACGGCUGUAAACUCGAAUUCAACAUCUUCGGUGAAUUUUUGGAUGAUAUUGAACACGAAAAUGCUGGAAUUCUAAAUUCAAAUAAACCAGCGACUGAAAAAGAUAUUGAUUCAUUGAUCAAAUUUAUUGGUGGAUUCCAAUAUUGGCCACUUCUGAAUGAAGAUUGCAAAAUAGAAGUAGUCAAAUAUUUGGAUUAUCCAUCGAGAUGUAAAUUGGAGAGAUGCUCGAGAGCAGAUUACGAAGCAGUUGGAAAGACGCCGAUUGAAGUUUACAGUGUCGCAAUUAUUGAAAACGAGACAAUUCAUUCUUCUCUGAGUAAGGAACAAUUCGACAACGUGACAGUUUGUGUCCAGUUCGAUCACGACUACAACUCUGAAAAACGAUUCGAAUUGAUCUUUUCUCAACUUGGAGAUGACACAGAAGUCCGAUGGCUUCAAUUAAAUCCGAGAAAUCGUCUGGAAAGCAGGAAUUUGAUUUUGAAAUCAUGCAAUUACUACGUAGAAGCUGUGAAAUUUGGAGAAAAAUGGAUGAAGAAAGGAAAUUAUGAGAUGAAAGAGCUCAAUAUCGUGAUGACAAACUAUCCAUUUGAAAUAAGUCAAAUCAAGUUUUUGCCACGUUGCAAAAGUAUUUCUAUUGCUGCAAAUGACAUGGAGAUGAUCCGUUGGUGGUUUCAGAAAAUUCCUGAUCAACUUGAAAAUCUUCAUAUUACCACUAAGUUUGACAAGAAAAGAGAAACUUGGGCAAUUCCAAGUGAAUUUCUCAAUGCUCCACAAAUCAUGCUGACUCCUGUGUUGUAUUUCUGUAGUAGUGUUGCGUUCACUGAUGAACAAUUUCUCAAUUUGAAAGCCAAUAAUAUUAGUUUCGACUGUGUAAAUAUCACUGAGGAUGGAAUUAAUCAAUACAUCAAGAAAUGGGUCAGUGGAAAAGGUGUUGAGAAUUUCAAGAGAGCUCUACUGUGGUCGAAUGAAAAUUACGAUGAAUCAGCAAUCACACAUGGAUUGGAAUUGAGACCAUGGGAUAGUGAUUUUGAAGAGGAAGCAGCCGGAUUCUGUUGGGGCUUCAACACCCGAUUUUUUAGAGGAACAUGCUACCAAAUUUACAGUAAAAUAGAUCCAUAUGAAAGUCUGACUCUGCGUAUGUCUGAUGAUUGUGUAUCUAUUUAUAAAACUGGACGGAGGGCUGAACGGAACGGAAAAACUUAUUCUUACUACUCGAUGCCAUAA
Molecule: messenger RNA, 1266 nt
Organism: Caenorhabditis remanei
Lineage: Eukaryota; Metazoa; Nematoda; Chromadorea; Rhabditida; Rhabditidae
Exons: 5
Coding region: 1-1266 (421 amino acids)
Source: RefSeq, a predicted model, not a curated record